UUUUUGUCAUCACCGCCGCCGCAAAUAUGAAAAUCAUUUGCGAGUGCAAAUUCUAAAUUUCGCAAAAAAAAGAAAGGAAAAGAAACAGGAUAAUAUUCUCGAACGGGGAAAGGCAGCUCAGCAAAGCGAGAACAAAGUGCGUGUGUGAUUUGGUCACGGAGUACAAAAGUGGACAGGAAAUUGCGUCGUUUUUGGAGAGUGAGAUUUGAGUUCUUUCAGGAACGCGCACUAAACCAUGAAGAUCACGAUCAAAACGCUGAAGCAGGAGGCGUUCCACAUCGAGGUGGACCUGGAGAAGGACACGGUCCGGACGCUCAAGGAGAAGUUCUUCCAGGAAAGCAAACAGGACUACCCGGUCGAGCGGCAGCGGCUGAUCUACCUCGGCAAGAUCAUGGAGGACGACGACCCGCUCAGCCAGUACAAUCUGGACGACAAAAAGUUUGUGGUCGUGAUGAACAAGAAGCCGGCGACGGCCCCGGCGGAACCGGCAGCGGCCACGACAUCGGCUGCUCCGGCGGCGGCCAAGAGUAGCACUGAGAGCACUCCGGCGGCGGCGGCUGCUGCGGAAAAGCCCAAGGAAGAGGACAAACCGAAGGAGGAUAAAAAGCCGGAACCGGAACCGCCCCAGGAUGACAUCCAGAUUAAGAUUCAGCGGAUAACAGAGAUGGGCUACUCGGAGGAGGAGGCCCGCAUCGCGCUCGAGAUCUGCGACAACAAUCCGGACCGGGCCGUCGAGUAUCUGCUGUCGGAGAUUGCGACCAGCUCGAUGCCGAGUGCCGUCGGCGGCGGCGCCAGUUCCGGAGGAGGUCUCCUGUCCGCCGGUUCCCAGGAGAGCCGGCUGGCGUUUCUGCGCGAACAUCCGACCUUCCUGGAGAUGAAGCGCCUGCUGCAGGAAGAUCCGAGCCUGCUGCCCCAGCUGCUGCAGAAGAUCCAGUCGAGCAAUCCGGACCUGAUGCGCAUCAUCUCGGAGAACCAGGUCGAGUUUCUGGCGCUGAUCAACGAGGGCGCCGAAGGCACUGGCGGGUCGGACGGGGGCCGAUCCGGUGGCGGAGUUCCGCGCGAGCUCGAAACGACCGCCGCCGCCAUGGUGGACAGCCUGACCCAGUCCGACAUGGACGCGAUAGACCGGCUGAAGGCGCUCGGCUAUCCGGAACAUCUCGUCAUUCAGGCGUACAUCGCGUGCGAACGGAACGAGUACCAGGCGGCGGAAUUUCUCGUCUCGCAGACGCUGGACGAUGACGAGUAAGGAGAGAGAGUGAGAGAAAAGGUUAAAAAUAUGAUAUGAGAGUAAUUAAGAAGAUGAUGAUGAUUAUUGCGCAUAGCUCUACUACUAUUAAAAAGCAACAACAAAAAAAAAUUACUGCUAAAAUUACCCAUUCUUGAACAACAACAAUUUUUGCCCGAAUAAAAUUUAAGAAUUGUACUACGGUU
Culex pipiens pallens (northern house mosquito) is the source of this 1431-nucleotide messenger RNA. Its product is annotated as UV excision repair protein RAD23 homolog B-like. Gene Ontology annotation, biological process: nucleotide-excision repair; proteasome-mediated ubiquitin-dependent protein catabolic process. Gene Ontology annotation, molecular function: polyubiquitin modification-dependent protein binding; damaged DNA binding; proteasome binding. The transcript is spliced from 4 exons. The record is from RefSeq and is a predicted model, not a curated record. Gene Ontology annotation, cellular component: cytosol; nucleoplasm. The coding region runs from base 236 to 1246 and encodes 336 amino acids. Lineage: Eukaryota; Metazoa; Arthropoda; Insecta; Diptera; Culicidae.